CUGACCCCAAAAAGAAAACUUUUGAAACAAUACUAGGUGGUGGGUACUUACAAGAUUCCAGAACAUUUCGUACAAACGAAAGACCCUAUGGUAACGUUCACGUAUGUAGGGCCCCUUUGACCACAAUCGAAGCAGAACUUAUUUUGGGGCCGAGACGCUAAUUCCCUCAACGUUUUCAGGUUGUUCUCGUCCUGUUUUUUACGCGACGAAGCCAUCCCAACACUACUCUUCAGGAAGGACGAUGUGAAAGUUUUUAAUGGAGAAAAACUUUUUUUCAGGAUAAAACCCAUUUUUUAUGACGCCGAAGCGAAACGAAAGCCUUUCUACACUGUCACGAAUAAUUCAACGAAAGAUUAAUACCAAAGAAGUAAGAACUGAUGGCAAAAUAGAGUUCAAAUGCUAGUAAGAAGGCACUCGAAUGUCGUCGUCAAAUUCCGCAAUGGACAUUGAUGGGCCCCUUGGAAGUGCCCCCGGCCCUCUGAAAAGGUCUUCCAGUGCCCCGAUGAUCAAUGAAGCUUCUGGUACCACAAUGUCGACCGCUAAUUCAAGCACUUCCACUCCCAGCAGCCAAGCCUCAUAUACCCAUAUAAGUGGUUUAGUGAAUAACACGCGAAAUCGACGUCACAGUGCAAGUUUCAGUCAAGUUCCAGGAUCUCCGGUAUCUGGUUUGCGUCGUAUUCAUCAAUUGAGGCAAGAAGAGCACGAUGUGGUAUCAAAUUCUAGGGAACUCGCUCAUGAAAAGGAGAUCCAUAACGCCAUGCAAAUUUCCCAAUCCUGGGAAGAUCUUUCAUUAUUGACCGAAUCUCCUGGUGAAUCAAAAAGCAGCCGCAUGGGACCUAUACACGUUAAUCUACCGCCCACUUCUUUUAUGUGCAAUUCUCCUUCUCCUACUAGGAGUUAUGGAUUUCAAAGUCCUACUAGAAGUCGGCAAACCUUUAUACGUCGCAGUGAAAGUCCCGUGCUGGUACUGAGGCCCAGCCCUCUAGGAGGUGCCAAACGCAAACUGGAUGACCGAGAUCAAGUUGAUUUUUCAGUGAAUCCGCGCCCGAAAAGGGUUUACAGUUACUCAGCUAGCGAUAGCCGAGGGUUGUUAACCACCACAACAAAUUCUUUGCCCGGUUCCUUAAGCUCUGUGGGAACUCCUGAGAGCCUUUCAAGCGCUGACUCUCCAGGGUCCGGCUUCACAUUUCGCGCAGUGGACAGUCCCUCUCCUACUCUACAGAACAACAGCAACAGCCAUGGGGAACCUAUGGUAGUGGGUAAGGGUGGUGAUCAGGAUAUGGCCGAGAGUCCUAGUUAAUUAUUUUUGGCUGGGUAAUGUGGUGAAAAACAUGUUUACGCUUUUUUAGUGCGGCUGAGGAGCAAAAUGUGGGUAUGGAAGGUUUCAAUUCCUAACUGAGUUGAUUUUGACUUUAGAGGAUUUUUAUUUUAGUUGCAUUUUGUCAAUAACGAAAUGUAAUGUCUGUCCAACAUAUUUGCAAAGUUACCUCAAAAAAAUAAUCCCUAUGUCUUAGAUAGAUAGACUCUUAUUUUUUGGGGAUUUCAAUUAUUUAAAAAAAAAUAAUAUUUAAAAUAAAACAAAAAACGCUCGAAAACGAUUCUUUUUUGUUACAACAUCGUGGUCAACAACAAGAAGCACGUGACAUUUGCAUUAAAAUCAAGCUUAUUGCGCACAAACAGUUUCUGAGUUUCUGAGCAAAUUUAGCUUAUGAUCAAAUUUAGCUCAGAUGUUAAAUGUUAUUAAGCUUUUUAGUGCACUUUGAUCGAAAUCAUGCCAUAGGCUUUUUGGGAUCACCCACAAAACAAUUUGAAACAAUUUUCCAUGCAUAUAAGAAUAUUUGAUGUAUUUUUGUAUCUGUUUCUGUAUCUCUCUAUAUCCACUGAAAUAUGUAGUAAUAAUUUUUGUCUACACGGACACUUACUCCUGCAGAUUUCGCAUCUUCGCAGUCCUUUAACAAAGAAUGCUGACUGGAAAAUUGAAAAAAAUAUAUUUGUACAAAACUUUUUUACUGUUUUGGGCCAACAAACUAUAAAGAUCCUCUAAAAUCAAAAAUAUGCAAUACCUUGGUACCCACCUACCUACCAACCUACCUACUUGUUUAGAAACGUUGAUCGAAUUAUUCCUUAAUGAAUACAUUUUCUAUAGUGUGGAAUUUUUAUCAGUUAAGGAAAAACAACAAGCAUUGAUUUUUUUUCAAAUGUUUCAAUAUCAUUUUAUGAAUUUACAAUUUACUGACAAUUAAAUUGUGCGUUAUAUUUAAGAUUUUGCAGCGCAAAAAAAAAUGGGUGCAACACCAAACAUUUAUAUUAUGUAAUAUGUAAAAAGUAGAUUAGUUAAGUUAUAAUUACCUAAUGGAAUUUCAAAGUAUAAUAUAAUAAAAUUCAUUGCUGCCAUAUUAUCAAAUUUAACUCUAUCAGCUGUUUCGUUUUUGCACAAACCUUUUUGGGACCAUAUAUUAGUUCCCUAACUCAAGUAACUUUUGGAAACUGAAACAAUUGUGUGGUAGUUUUUCAGAAAUUUAAAACUUAUUCAGCAGCUGAUAGGGCUAAAAAUUGGGAAAACAAAAUGAAGUAGCUCUAAUUCCUUUUGUUAAAAUAUUUAGAUUAAAAAAAAAAAAAUUCAUAUUUUUUUUUCAAACCGCCGAGGUUUCUUUUCUAGUGUGAUAAAAACAUAAAUAUGCCAAAAAAAUAUAGAGAAGUAUAGAAACUCACAUACAUAUUUUUGGAUUUGAAGAGGUGCUUUUUAAAAGCAUAUGAAUUUAUUGCAAAUUUUUUUCUAGUCUAAAAGAAUUUGAUUUAGGAUCUAAAACGUUUUAAAGGGUGCUGAUGUUUAUUUAUUUUUUUGAAAUGUGGAAAUACAUAAUGUACAAUCUUUAUAUUUUAAAAUAAAUGUCAGCUCAUUAAGGCUUAUUUAGACCAUUUCUACUUCUCCUUUUUAUUGUAAAAAGAUUUGUAUAUACAUAUUUAUUAUUAAGAUAUAAAAGAUUAAUUUCAAAAGUUGAUUGUGCAAAAUAUACAGAAAUUAGUUAUUUCGUUUUCUGUAGGUGUUUUUCUAUGCUGGGUGGUGCAAUGAACAACAUACUUUUUGAAAGUUUGCCAUUUUGAAGCUUAUUAAUAUGUAUUGGCUUUGGGUAUUAACGUAAAGUGAAACAAUAGAUUAGAGAGUUCUCGUGCCGUUCAAAUUUCAAAUACCG
Messenger RNA from Ceutorhynchus assimilis (cabbage seed weevil), 3194 nucleotides. Lineage: Eukaryota; Metazoa; Arthropoda; Insecta; Coleoptera; Curculionidae. The record is from the annotation of a GenBank genome assembly.